UCCAAUAUAGACAAAUGGAUACACAAAACGAUGUGAACCGGGGAGAAUUCACGUGGAAAAUCAGCAACUUCAGUGAGCAGGAUGGGAAGAAGCUCUACUCUGAAGCAUUUACAGUUUCUGGUUGUAAAUGGAGAAUUCUGGUUUUCCCUAAGGGGAACGAAACGGACCAUUUGUCGGUGUACCUUGCUGUCGCUGGUUCUGCGACGUUGCCGAACGGGUGGACCAGAAAUGCCGAGUUAAGCUUGAGUGUGAUCAAUCAAAUCAAUCAUGUUCGCUCUAUUAGAAAAGAGACGCAACAUAAUUUCACUGCAGGAGAGAUUGACUGGGGUUUCAAAAGUUUCAUCUCAUUGACUGAGCUUUGUAAUCCUAGGUGGGGAUACCUAGCAAAUGACACUUUGGUGAUUAAAGCCGAAGUUUGCGUGUUAACAGUUACUCCUCCAGUGAACAUUCAGCCAACUGAUAAGUUUGAAUCCUAUUUUACUAGUCUGGAGGAAUUUGUCAAUGCUGCUGAGAUUAACGGUGUUAGUGUAGGAUCAACUUCGUGCCACCAAGAUGGUGCUUUGAUGGCUGAAAUUCCUAGCUUAGAAGAAGUUGAGAAGGCUAAGCAGUCUUUGAAGGAAUGCCUUUCGGAUCUCUUUAGAUUGAAUAUGAAAGAGAGGCUAUCCAAGGCACUAUCAACUUUAAGCUCAGCCAGAAUCAGAUUAUCGUCAGAGCAACAAAUAGCAAUUGAGACAUUUCAGGCCAAUUUCAAUGAUUUCAUUUCCGACUUCUUAUCAUUUGAGCAGGACAAUGCUGAGUUUGAGCUGCAUAAACUACAAAAGGAUCAAAGGUUCUCUGCUAUGAAGAAGAGCCAAGAGACUCACUUCUUUUAUAAGCAGUUAAUGGAUGACCUCGUCAAUGAAGAGGAAGAGCUCAAGAGAAAGACGGAGGAAGUGAAGUCUAGGAAGGACAAGCUUCUCUCAAACUGGGAGAUCUUGCUGGUCGAGUCUGAAGAAGCAAAGUUGGGCUAUCAAGAUGAGCAGAAGAAAGUAGCAGAGGCUGAGGAAAAGAAGAGAAUAGCUGAAGAAAGAAUGUCUAGAUCAAGCUUUGCUUGGUCGAAUUUGAAGGCUCAGUUUGGUUAAAAUUUAAGGUUUUAA
Molecule: messenger RNA, 1136 nt
Organism: Rhodamnia argentea
Lineage: Eukaryota; Viridiplantae; Streptophyta; Magnoliopsida; Myrtales; Myrtaceae
Product: MATH domain and coiled-coil domain-containing protein At3g58250-like
Exons: 3
Coding region: 15-1121 (368 amino acids)
Molecular function (GO): protein binding
Source: RefSeq, a predicted model, not a curated record